Molecule: messenger RNA, 2013 nt
Organism: Lates calcarifer (barramundi perch)
Lineage: Eukaryota; Metazoa; Chordata; Actinopteri; Centropomidae
Gene: bcl10
Product: BCL10 immune signaling adaptor
Exons: 3
Coding region: 435-1187 (250 amino acids)
Biological process (GO): apoptotic process; positive regulation of extrinsic apoptotic signaling pathway; adaptive immune response
Cellular component (GO): cytosol; CBM complex
Molecular function (GO): NF-kappaB binding; protein kinase B binding; kinase activator activity
Source: RefSeq, a predicted model, not a curated record
CCUGUAUCACAUUGAAUAACACUUGAAAUCAAUCAACGCGAGUCGAGGCGACGAAAGUUGGGCGACAGCGGCCUUUUCUGUCGUCGUGACAGAGACCUGGGCUUAAAUGUAGACUUUUUUUAUUAAUAUUUAUCUACAUAAAUGAUCUCUGAGUGAGAAACUGACGACUCUACUGUCUGAACUUCUCCUCUCGUGUCGACGUAAAACUUCGACAUAAUCAGGAAGUCCGGGGACUUUUUUUCCCCUCGGUUCAUGAAACUUGAAUGGAUAGUAGAUGUGCCACCUUUUUACGACAAAUAAUGAAGAGUCGGACCGGAUAACGCGUAGUUAACUUAUUAAUGUAGUUUAAACCAUUGUUACUAGCAUAUUAACUUAUUUUAGUCGUUUUUUUUUAAACCGGAACACCUGGGAUUUUCACUUUGAGAGUGAGAGGGAUGGAUGUUCCUCACCUCACUGAAGAUGAAAUGGCGGAGAUUAAAAAAGACGUGCUGACCAGGCUGCGGCACUACCUCUGUGACAAGAUCAAAGCCGAGCGCCACCUGGACUACCUGCGCUCUCGCAGGAUCCUGACACGGGAUGACGCCGAGGAGAUCAGCUGCAGGACCACGCAGACCAAGAGGACGGCCAUGUUGUUGGACAUACUGGCCGAGAACCCACGGGGCCUGGACGCCUUGAUCGACUCCAUCAGGGAGUUGCGCUCGCAAAACUUUAUCAUCACCAAGAUCACGGACGAGGUGCAGAAGGCCAAAAAUGAGAAGAUUGAGGCUCUCAGAGGGGCCUCCAGUUCCUCAUCCGACAGCAACCUCAGCACACCAAGCACAACCACCGACCUCCCCCCAACGUUCUCAAACAGCUCCACCCUGCUCUUCCACCCAGACGGAGAGCAAAGCCCCUCGACUUCAGACGUAGCGGGCUCGCUCAACCUGCCGUCUUUACACAGAGGCGGAAAUUUGCACUCCGUGUCCGGUGCUAGCAUUGCCGCUGCCUCCUCCUCCACCGCGACCUCCUCCAGCCUCCCGAAGCCUGGCGACCCCGGGGCGCCUGCCGUGCCGGAUGAGGUGAUGGUCGAAUCCCCCUCUAACAUGGACGCAGCGGGGCCAGGGUGCUCCAGCAGCGGAGGCGACCCAAACUUCCAGCCCCUGCGGUCGCGCUCGCUCACUCCGACGUCGCACAAGAGCAUCUUUUAAUUCCACAUCUCAACAAGACAGUUCUGUUAAAAUGCAGUUAAAGUGACAAACUGGCAUGGUCAUCAACCACUCAUCUCAACUCAUUUACAAACACUUUCUCAUUGUGUCUUUUUGGUGUUGCUCUUGCCUUUGAUUAGGCAGUUUCUUGACAAAGUGCUGCACAUGAGAUAUACUACAUUUUACCACUGAACCAAUCAGCUUUUUGGAGAGAAAAUAGGGACAUUUUGUCACUGGGGUACUGUUUGAAGGUUUUUGUUACCUAACCCAAUUUAUUUCCUUAGUUUUUUUUCCUAUGUUUUUCUAUUAAUCCCAAAUAUAAGAAGUCAAGUGAGUGUUUAAACAGAAGCAGGUGUGCAAGAACUGUGCCUUAAUGAAAUUUGGCAGUUACUUAAAUCACAAUGCCUAAUAUUUUCUGAGCAAUGAAAAUCUGACUCAUCCUCUUUAACCUUUUCUCCUGUUAUCAAAAGUGUGAUUUCCUGAUAAACUGUAUAGUGUGAAGACAUGUCAGCUAUAGUUAAGGUGCAGUGAGAAAGAAAAAAAAAAGUUAUAUACACUGGAAUGACUACUUGAGCAUAUAUAUGUGUAAUGAGCCAGUCUUAUGUUUUAACAUGCUGCCUUUGACCAGAGCCGUGUAGCUUCGAAUGAUGUUUUCCCGCUUCUGUCUGUGCAGCAUUAAGUCAAGAAGAAGUUGUGUAACAUUUUCAGCACUACAGAAGUCUUGAAUCACAAAGAAAGAUUGUAAAAUGCAAAUGUCCCACUUUUUAAAAAACUUUUUUCCCUUGUACAAUAAUCUGUUUCAUACUAAAGGGUUUCUAUAUGAAUUCAA